GAUGGCUUCUUGGUAUCGAAGGACCGUGAACAGCGCACUUUCGAACGACAUCAGAUGCUAGCAUCUUCAAAACCCCUUAAAGCCUUUCAAAUGCCGGCUGGAGACUACGAGUUUCCGUUUAUGAUUGCACUACCAAGCAGCAUCUUGGACACAGUCACGGGCCCGAAUCACGAAUACCACACGUACCAUGUCGAAGCCGUCAUUGAGCGUCGCUUCUGGAAAGACUUUACGGUGUCGCGACCGAUAAGAAUUUACCACCCUCCUGACCAGGAUACGGUCAGCAUAAUGCAACGAUUUCCAUUGACUGUGGAAGGUCACUCUGACCAAAAUAUUCAGUAUAGCGUUUCUAUGCCAGACCAACAUGUUCCAUUCGGUUGCAGUUUCCCAGUGGAAUGUUGGUUUGCGCCAAAGUUGAAAAACAUCAAACUUCGUUGCCUUGCAGUCCAAAUUGUUGAAAAGCACAAUUUGUGUUUCUAUGCUACCACAACAGAGUCCGUGCGAGACAAUAUUCGCUAUAUGAUGUCGGCAAAGAAGCAUAUUGUCUUCACAGAGCAACAUGACCUAACCCACGAUGCUCAAUCAUCAAAAACCGAAUGGCGUAUGAAAAUGCCAGUGCCCCUACCACGGAGUUUGCGUCACUGCUCACAGAGCAUUUCUUCACAAAAUAUAAAAAUUGAAAACAUGCUAGCCAUAACCGCUGACUUCCAAGACGAGCAAGGCCGAGCAUUCGCAAGGGUGGGCAAGCCAGUACAGCCAAACAAGUCUUGA
Messenger RNA from Penicillium daleae, 768 nucleotides. RefSeq lists its product as uncharacterized. The annotation marks the transcript as partial. Lineage: Eukaryota; Fungi; Ascomycota; Eurotiomycetes; Eurotiales; Aspergillaceae. The record is from RefSeq and is a predicted model, not a curated record. The transcript is spliced from 2 exons.